AGGUCGAGGAGGACCCCCGCAGGCCGCAGGAGGCACAAGCCCGAAUCCUUCGCAUUCGCAUCCCCGAGCGGCGGAAGGAAGGGAGCCGAGCGAGAAGGCCAGCAAAGAGGAGCCGAAGGUUGCUAGGGCCGGAGGCGGAUGGGGUUCAUGCUGCGGGUGAGGCUGGCCUCCUUCUUCGCCGGCGCGACGGCCGCCGCGGCGGGCGGGGGCUACUUCCUCUACAAGGACUACAGGCUCGCCCACGACUCCAUGGCCCUCAAGGUAAAAGGUCUCCAAGAGUCUACCGACGCUCGCUACAAAGCCCUUGAAAAACGACUUGCGGCUUUGGAAGGUCAGCAGAGCACUGGGGCUGCUCCGGAUGCAUCUGAUUAGUCUGUUCACUAUGAGGAUUGAGCAUGGAUAAUUUACGACUGUUUUCUUUACCCCGGUUAUCUUCUCCUUUGAAAGCAAGAGGCCUGACUGACAACAAAAUAAUCUAGGAUGCUUCUUUUGUACCGCAAUUGUCUGAGGCUGAGGUUCUUCCCCUACAUUCUGUUUGUGUUUCAUGUCAGAGAUGCACAUGAACAUCAGAACUCUGAUUGCUCAGGCAUACAGAACGUGCACCAAAUGGUCGUAAACCCAACACCAAUUUGAGACGGAUGGAUUUUGCCGCAUCGUCUCA
Molecule: messenger RNA, 661 nt
Organism: Panicum hallii
Lineage: Eukaryota; Viridiplantae; Streptophyta; Magnoliopsida; Poales; Poaceae
Exons: 2
Coding region: 139-372 (77 amino acids)
Source: RefSeq, a predicted model, not a curated record